AUGAAAACUCUUAUUGUAAUCCUUGUCAUCGCCAUUUUAACCUUUAGCAGUGUCGUUUUUGCUGCUCCUAUGGCAUUCGAUGAAAGUUUAUUAAAAAGACAAGUUUCUUGCGAAAAAACCCCUUCAGGGGAUGAGAUAUGUACCCAAGGGCAACCAAAAUGCGAUGAACGAGGUUGUGUUGGUUUAAAAUAA
Molecule: messenger RNA, 192 nt
Organism: Funneliformis caledonium
Lineage: Eukaryota; Fungi; Glomeromycota; Glomeromycetes; Glomerales; Glomeraceae
Source: the annotation of a GenBank genome assembly